This is a messenger RNA of Pyricularia oryzae 70-15, 1815 nucleotides long. RefSeq names its product arginase. Gene Ontology annotation, molecular function: metal ion binding; agmatinase activity. Lineage: Eukaryota; Fungi; Ascomycota; Sordariomycetes; Magnaporthales; Pyriculariaceae. The transcript has 8 exons. Bases 135 to 1271 code for a protein of 378 amino acids. The record is from RefSeq and is a predicted model, not a curated record.
GCAUGAAUGUUGGAGUUUGAUUUGAGGCUACCGUGCUACAACAGCUUUUGUUUGUCAAAGUAAGGAGCCGAAAGGAAGUUCACACCAUCUUUCGAAAGUCAAAACCUAAGCCAACAAUCCCGCCCAACUCCGCCAUGAAAUCUGUUGCCUGGUAUCUAGUGUGGCUCAGCCCGGCAUUAGCAGCAUGGGAAUUUCCACGCGGACCGCAGGUGCCCCUUGGCGGCUCCCAUGUUUGGCACGCUGACGAUGUCGACAUAAUAACGGGUAGUCAGUUCAAUGGGUUAAAGACUUUUGGGAACCUGCCGUAUGUCAAUUGCUUCUCGGACGAGCAGGCAGCGAUCAAAGGCAACGGCUAUGACAUUGCCGUGAUGGGAGCCCCGUUUGAUACGAGUACUACAGGGAGACCUGGGACACGCUAUGGGCCUCAGGGGAUACGGACGGGCAGUCAGAGGAUUUUUGCAAAGGAGUUGUGGAGCAUCUACACAGGCAAGAAUCUGUUUGCAUCUGGGGCAUCCAUCGUCGACUGUGGGGAUGUCACGCUUACAUGGCUGGACAACAAUUAUGCAUUGAAGCAGUUGGAUAAGGCUCACAGGGUCGUUUCGGGGAGGGUUGCGGCCAACACUUCCAUCUCAAAGACACCGAGGAUCCUAACACUGGGCGGCGACCACACCACCACACUCUCUGCCUUACGGUCGACAUAUCAACGAUUUGGACCAGUCUCUGUGAUUCAUAUGGAUUCCCACAUCGACACCUGGGAUCCUGCCGUCCUUGGCGGCGGAAUAUCUGAUUAUGCCGGUUUGAACCAUGGAACAUUCUUGCACAUAGCCCACGAGGAAGGGCUCAUCAAAAACACGUCUAUCCAUGCUGGGAUUCGCGCCCCUCUUAUUCGGCGACAGGGAGACUUGAGAAACGACCUUAGAUGCGGCUUCACCAUCAUCACUGCUCGAGAUUUGGAUAGACUUGGCGUUUCCGGCAUGAUCUCCCGCAUCAAGGAAAGGGUAGGCGACUCCAAGGUGUAUAUCAGUAUUGACAUCGACGUCCUUGAUCCUGCCUUUGCACCGGCAACAGGCACUGCCGAGCCCGGGGGCUGGUCCACACGAGAGCUCCUAAGCAUCCUGGACGGUCUCACUGGACUGUCCGUCGUUGGAGCCGACGUCGUCGAAGUUGCCCCGGUCUAUGACAAUGUGGGCGAGACUACGGUCCUGGCUGCGGCGGAGGUGGGCAUGAGCCUCCUCGGGCUGAUGGUGGACACACCAGUCAAGUCCAAAUAGGAAGAGAACGGCACCUAGGAAUAUGCAUGGUCCAUAUCACGUAAAUCACCUGCACUUCGAAUUUUGAGCGGCUAGCGAUGCAGGUAAGGGAAGAGCAGGAGGCAAAAAGCAAUUCCGACCAGUUAUCGAGGCUCCGACCUCGGCAAUAGCCCCGACACGCCGACCAUCUGAUGCUUGGGCAUCCAUCAUUCGAUUCAAUCAGCUCAAUCCUCUUCGCUGCCGCCGCUGCGAUUCAUGGACAAGCUGGUGGCAGGGUUGAUGAAUGGCUGAGAAAUGGCGGUUGACGUGAAUUCGCUAUGGUGAGGGCUUGGGUACCGGGGUUCCGUUGUAGAGGGUGCGAACGACACUUCGCCUUUUCUGCAUAUCGGGACCGUAUAAUUGAGAGGCAUUGGAUUACUUCGCGGUGGUUUUAGUGGCUUUUUCUGAUAGCGCGUUUGAUCCUCUUUUUGCGGUCCAUCGGCGCCGAUUGCGGUUGCACUAGAUGAAGUCAUUGUUUGCCAAUACAUAAAACAAAAUAAAAAAAUCUUUUCCCUGUGGUAUCCCA